Pyrus x bretschneideri (Chinese white pear) is the source of this 688-nucleotide messenger RNA. RefSeq names its product reticulon-like protein B22. Bases 110 to 649 code for a protein of 179 amino acids. The record is from RefSeq and is a predicted model, not a curated record. The transcript is spliced from 4 exons. Lineage: Eukaryota; Viridiplantae; Streptophyta; Magnoliopsida; Rosales; Rosaceae.
UGCCAAGUAUCUGAGCCCAGUAAUGGAUUUGACCAAAAAACGAAGAAGAAAAAAAAGAGUGAAAGAAACACAACCGGAUGAAGAGAUGAUGAAAUGAAGAAAUGAAGGAAUGAAGGAAAUGGUGGAUUACCGAUCGGAAGUAGGGAAGCCGGUGGUAGUGCUAAUAUGCGGAAGCUUAGUCUAUUACCACUGCGCCCACCGCAACUCCAGCCUCCUCUCUCUCGUCUCCGACGUCUUCAUCGUCCUCCUCUGCUCACUCGCCAUUCUCGGACUCCUCUUUCGCCAAAUGAACGUCUCGGUACCAGUGGAUCCACUUGAGUGGCAGAUUUCGCAGGACACUGCUAAUAGCAUUGUUGCGUGGUUAGCCAAUACCGUAGGAGCAGCUGAGUCUGUAUUGAGGGUUGCGGCCACAGGGCAUGACAAGAGGUUGUUUUUCAAGGUAGUGUUUAGUCUCUACAUGCUAUCGGCUUUGGGACGGUUGAUUUCAGGUCUUACAGUUGCCUAUAUUGGACUAUGCUUGUUUUGCCUUUAUAUGGUUGCGGAGAAUAGUGAGUCAAUCAGUGCAUGUUUGUCUCGAUUUCUGAGGAGAACAACUGAUCUAACCGAGGAAGAUGCUGCUGAGAGUGAUACUGUACAAAUUGUUGAUUAAAUGACACUAUUGCUGAAUAAAUGCUGGUUUUUGCUACAA